Molecule: messenger RNA, 1738 nt
Organism: Impatiens glandulifera
Lineage: Eukaryota; Viridiplantae; Streptophyta; Magnoliopsida; Ericales; Balsaminaceae
Product: bifunctional aspartate aminotransferase and glutamate/aspartate-prephenate aminotransferase
Exons: 10
Coding region: 66-1490 (474 amino acids)
Biological process (GO): biosynthetic process
Molecular function (GO): catalytic activity; pyridoxal phosphate binding
Source: RefSeq, a predicted model, not a curated record
AAUGUAAUCUCAAGUUCAACUUCAAGACUACAUCUUUCUCUAACUCUCUCUAUCUACUAUUACUAAUGGCGAAUUCUCAUCUUCGAACCUCUCCUGUUGUUACAUUCAGAAAUCAGUUUUCCGUAUCUCAUUUUGAUUCGGAUAUAUCGACAUCUAUCUCAUUCUCCUCUCAACUUCCUGGUUUCUCCAUUAGCCUAAAACAAGUCCAGACCUAUAGACCAAGUGCAACUAUGAAACCCACAAGCCAUUUCGAGGAACUGAAGGUUGACACUACCUUAAGUCCUAGUGUAAAUGCGGUAAAGCCCUCCAAGACUGUGGCCAUAACUGAUCAGGCAACUGCUCUUGUACAAGCAGGCGUUCCUGUCAUUCGUUUGGCUGCUGGCGAACCUGAUUUUGAUACCCCAUCUCUCAUAGCAGAGGCUGGGAUUAAUGCGAUUCGUGAAGGAUAUACUAGAUAUACUCCAAAUGCUGGGACUCUUGAGCUUCGUUCAGCAAUUUCUCACAAAUUAAAAGAGGAGAAUGGGAUCUCUUAUUCAACCGAUGAAAUUGUGGUGAGCAAUGGAGCUAAGCAGAGCAUCCUGCAAGCUGUACUUGCUGUUUGCUCUCCAGGUGAUGAGGUUAUAAUUCCAGCACCAUAUUGGGUUAGCUAUCCUGAAAUGGCAAGACUAGCCAAUGCAAACCCUGUGAUCCUUCCCACUAAAUUAUCCAGCAACUUUCUAUUAGAUCCCGAAAUUCUCAAAUCCAAACUGACUGAAAAGUCACGACUCCUAAUCAUUUGCUCGCCAUCAAAUCCAACUGGGUCUGUUUACCCCAAACAAUUGCUCGAAGAGAUUGCUGCUAUAGUGAAGAAACACCCAAGGCUUUUGGUUCUUUCUGACGAGAUAUAUGAACAUAUAAUUUAUUCCCCAGCAACUCAUACUAGUUUUGCAUCAUUACCGGGCAUGUGGGAAAGAACUCUGACCAUAAAUGGGUUCUCUAAGGCUUUUGCAAUGACCGGAUGGAGACUUGGAUAUAUUGCUGCUCCAAAGCAUUUUUCUUCAGCAUGCAAUAAAAUACAGAGUCAGUUCACAUCAGGUGCCAGCAGUAUAUCUCAAAAGGCAGGUGUUGCGGCUUUAGGACUUGGAUAUGCCGGUGGAGAAGCUAUUGCCAUAAUGGUUAAAGCUUUUAGGGAGAGGCGAGACUAUUUAGUUAAAAGCUUUAGGGAAAUAGAUGGAGUUCAAAUAUCAGAACCCCAGGGAGCAUUCUAUUUGUUCUUAGAUUUCAGUUCAUACUAUGGAACUGAGGCUGAAGGAUUCGGUUCCAUUAAAGAUUCCGAUUCUUUAUGCCGAUAUUUGCUGGAUCAAGCACAGGUAGCCCUAGUACCAGGCGAUGCGUUUGGGGAUGACAAAUGCAUUAGGAUUUCUUAUGCUGCGUCUCUUUCCACACUUCAGGCUGCUGUAGAGAGGAUUAAGAAAGCAUUACACUCUCUUACAAAGCCUGCCCUUGUCUAAAUUCUUUUUCGAUUCCGUCUUGUGGAGUAGUUAUUAAGAACCAAAUUGUUCAAAAUUGCAUAUUCCUUGAUAGUUGAACCCGAAAUAAUGAAUUUCCUCUCAUAUUUUUGAGAUUUGUACUUUGUAUUAAUGGAUUAUAGAUCAGCAUUGUCUUUGUACUGUAUUUGGUUUGUUGUGAUGAACACAAGCCCACAACAAUGGUUUUAAGCUAUUCAGGAAAUGCAAGUGAUAAGUUGAUUGUGCCCUCA